Molecule: messenger RNA, 11382 nt
Organism: Ochotona princeps (American pika)
Lineage: Eukaryota; Metazoa; Chordata; Mammalia; Lagomorpha; Ochotonidae
Gene: DMXL1
Product: Dmx like 1
Exons: 44
Coding region: 386-9517 (3043 amino acids)
Biological process (GO): vacuolar acidification
Cellular component (GO): RAVE complex
Molecular function (GO): protein binding
Source: RefSeq, a predicted model, not a curated record
GAGCGUGGGGGUGGCAGGCUCUGUGGCCGGGGAGGGACAGCUGAGGCGGGCCGGCCAGCGUCCCCUGCGCUCGGUCAGGGCCGGCUGACCCGGGCCCGGAGGGGAGGCGUGUGCGGAGCCUGGCCCUGCCGGCCGGUGGCCCCCGGCGCCGCACCUGGGCCCCGCGCGGGCUGUGACAGGUGCGCGGAUCCCCGCCGGCCCGCCCCCUCCGGACCUCGCCGGCCGGGGCUCGGGAUGAGCCGCUGGCUGCGGCGGUAGAGCGGCCGCCGCCCCUGCGGUCGGUCGGGCUGGAGCGAGGGAAGCCGCCGCGGCCGCCCCCCACACCCCCGGAGCCCGGGCGGGCAGGAGCUGGACGCGGCGUCCGUUGCGGAUCUGAAGCGCCGUCAUGAACCUGCACCAGGUGCUGACCGGGGCGGUGAACCCCGGCGACCACUGCUUCUCGGUGGGCAGCGUGGGCGACCAGCGCUUCACGGCUUAUGCAUCUGGAUGUGACAUUGUAAUCCUGGGAAGUGAUUUUGAAAGGCUACAAAUAAUUCCAGGAGCUAAACAUGGAAAUAUUCAAGUAGGAUGUGUAGACUGUUCAAUGCAGCAAGGCAAGAUUGCAGCCUCCUAUGGAAAUAUCAUCUCUGUUUUUGAACCAGUUAACAUACCAAAACAAAAGAAAAAUUUGGAAUUAUGUAGUCAGUGGCAGAAGAGUGGCCAAUUUUUUCUGGAGUCAAUAGCACACAAUAUAACUUGGGAUCCCACAGGCAGUCGUCUUCUGACUGGCUCCAGCUGUUUGCAACUCUGGUCCAACACUAGCUUGGAGAAGCCAACUGAGGAAGAAAGUCAAGAUAGGACAGACCUUGACUUUGGGGACUGGAGAUGCAUUUGGCAUUGCAAAACUGCUUCCCAAGUUCAUUUAAUGAAAUUUUCACCAGAUGGAGAAUUUUUUGCCACUGCUGGGAAGGAUGAUUGUCUUUUAAAGGUUUGGUAUAAUGUGGAAACUUGGCGACCAGCUGUUACCUCUCCAGAUACAAGUUCAGAGAAACAAUCCCAAGGAGAAAUUGACUUUUCUUUUGUUUAUCUGGCCCAUCCUCGAGCUGUAAAUGGAUUUUCCUGGCGUAAAACAAGCAAAUAUAUGCCUAGGGCUUCAGUCUGUAAUGUAUUGUUGACCUGCUGCAAAGAUAAUGUGUGUCGUCUCUGGGUAGAGACGUUUCUACCCAAUGAUUGUGUGCUGUAUGGAGGUGACUGCAGUCAAUGGACUGAGCCAGUUAAUUUAACAAACAACUGCAAGAGGACUACUUCCAGUAAAGAGCGGGUUCAGAAUGCUUUAGAAGUGAAUCUGAGACAUUUUCGUAGAGGUCGUAGCAGAUCACUGGCAUUGGUUGCCAACACAGGGUACCUACCGCAUCAGCAGGAUCCACACCAUGUCCACAGGAACACUCCCCUGCAUGCCAAUGCCCUUUGCCACUUUCAUAUUGCAGCAAGCAUCAACCCAGCCACAGACAUUCCACUUCUUCCGUCUAUUACGUCUCUGAGUUUCAGUGAACAUGAAGACAAGAAUGGCCCUUUCGUGGUGCACUGGCUGAACAACAAAGAGCUGCAUUUUACCUUGUCUAUGGAAGUGUUUCUGCAGCAACUGAGAAAAAGUUUUGAACAACCAUCUUCUGAAGCCAGUGGAGAAGACUCUAAUCAGGCAGAUGUAAAAUCUGAUGAGGAGAUGGAUGAUGAUGUUGAUGAACUGAAAAUAAAUCAUGAAAAGAAGGACUCGGGCAGUGAUAAAAUGGGAGGCGGCUUAAGUUUCUCCCCGUUGCCGUCCGCUGCCGUCGAACAUCAGAUUGAAGUGCUGCUAUCAGAGUGGAGUAAAAAUGCUGACAUGCUUUUCAGUAUUCACCCCAUCGAUGGGUCCUUGCUAGUCUGGCAUGUGGAUUGGCUGGAUGAAUACCAGCCUGGUAUGUUUCGUCAAGUUCAGGUGUCCUUUGUUUCCAGAAUACCUGUAGCUUUCCCCACAGGUGACGCCAACUCUCUGUGUAAAAGCAUAGUGAUGUAUGCGUGUACCAAGAAUGUUGACCUGGCUAUUCAGCAAGGGAAGCAGAAGCCUUCGGGCCUGACUCGCUCCACGUCAAUGCUUAUCUCUUCUGGUCACGGCAAAUUAACAAAUAGUUUGAAAUUAAGUAUCUUUACCCCUAAUGUUAUGAUGAUUUCAAAGCAUGAUGAUGGCUCUCUGAAUCAGUGGCUGGUUAGUUUUGCUGAGGAAUCUGCCUUUUCUACAGUUCUCAGUAUUUCCCACAAAUCCAGAUACUGUGGCCAUCGCUUUCAUCUGAACGACUUAGCUUGCCACUCAGUGUUACCGCUGUUACUGACGACAUCGCAUCACAAUGCAUUGCGGACGCCAGAUGUUGAUAAACAGAAGCAGCCUUCUGAUGCUGGCAAUAUUGACGAAUGUCCUUUACCACAACAGAAUAAAGGCUCUGUUGAUGUGGCGUUUCAGGAUCCCAAUGCAGUUUAUAGUGAACUGAUUCUUUGGAGGGUUGAUCCAGUUGGGCCAUUGUCUUUUUCUGGAGGAGUUUCCGAACUUGCCCGGAUUAAUUCACUUCAUGUUUCUGCCUUUUCCAAUGUGGCGUGGCUACCUACACUCAUACCUAGUUACUGUCUAGGUGCAUACUGCAACUCUCCCAGUGCAUGCUUUGUAGCAAGUGAUGGACAGUAUCUAAGAUUGUAUGAAGCGGUUAUUGAUGCUAAGAAACUUCUAUGUGAACUUUCCAACCCUGAAAUUUCUAAAUAUGUUGGUCAAGUAUUUAAUAUUGUUAGCCAACAGUCAACAGCCAGACCAGGAUGUAUCAUUGCGUUAGAUCCCAUAACCCAACUUCAUGGCAGAAAAACUCAGCUGCUUCAUGUUUUUCAAGAAGACUUCAUUUUCAAUAGCCUUGAGAAGAAAAGUCUGGGAAAAGGUAGCGCUUUGUCUGAUGCAGGCAGCUCUCCUAGAGGAUUUUCUGAAAAAUUCUACCUAGUUGUAAUAGAAUGCACUCAAGAGAACCGUUCUCUGCUACAGAUGUGGAAUUUACAUUUAAAGUCAGUUCCUGUCUCUUUGGAUGAAAAAGCAGAUAUAAAAAUAUCUGAAGCAGUUUGGCAGCCAGAAGAUCAUUAUUCUCCCUCUCCAGAGAAGAUCCUGUCUCCUUUUUCACAGAAGUAUCAAGCUUGCAGAGCCAAUCUCCAGAGUACCAGCAAGUUGAUGCUGUCCUCAGAAAUGGUCUAUAGCCAGGAACUGGAUUUGCCAGAAGGAGUUGAGAUAAUAAGUGUGAAGCCAUCAGCAGGACAUCUGAGUUCUUCUUCCAUAUAUCCUGCAUGCAGUGCUCCUUACUUACUGGCAACUUCAUGCUCAGAUGAGAAAGUACGAUUCUGGAGGUGUAGAGUGACACGCGGAGAAUCUGCCACAUCGAGGGAUGGAGAAGCAGAUGUUGUGUACAUUUGGGAAGAGUGGCCAUUGCUCAUUGAAGAUGGACUUCAGAACAACAGUAGUGUAACCGUGCCUGGUAGGCCUGUAGAAGUCAGCUGUGCACACACAAGUCGCUUAGCCGUAGCUUACAAGCAGCAUGCAUCUGGUAGUAGGUCCUCUGAGGAGUUUGUGAUGCAUGUAAGUAUUUUUGAAUGUGAGUCUACAGGAGGUUCAUGUUGGGUCCUCGAACAGACAAUUCAUUUAGAUGAAUUAAGCACCGUGUUGGAUUCUGGCAUUAGUGUUGAUAGUAAUUUAGUGGCCUAUAAUAAACAAGAGGCAUAUUUUUUUAGUAAAGAAAGUAUCUCGUUAAACACAAAGCAUUUAGUUCACUUAGAUUGGAUGUCUAGAGAAGAUGGCUCUCAUAUCCUGACGGUAGGAAUUGGAUCCAAGCUUUUUAUGUAUGGACCCUUGGCUGGCAAGGUCCAGGAACAGACUGGUAAGGAAAGCCUGGCAUUUCCUCUCUGGGAGAGUACUAAAGUUGUAGUUCCAUCUAAAUUUGUACUGUUACGCAGUGUGGACUUGGUUUCCUCUGUAGAGGGCUCCCCUCCGUUUCCUGUUUCUUUAUCCUGGGUGCGGGAUGGCAUCCUUGUGGUAGGAAUGGAUUGUGAAAUGCACGUGUAUUCCCAGUGGCAACCAUCUUCUAAACAAGAACCUGUUGUGGCAGAUUCGUUCAGUGGGAGCACUCCUUCCAUAACAAGUUUAAUGAGACAGAGUAACUCGUCCAGUUCUGGGUUACAUCCUCCAAAGAGAAUUCUGACUCGAUCCAUGACCAGUCUGGCACAGAAGAUCUGUGGGAAGAGAACUGCGUUAGAUCCUUCAGUGGACAUGGAAGAUUCAGGUCUUUUUGAAGCAGCUCAUGUUCUUUCCCCAACUUUACCUCAGUAUCAUCCUCUGCAGCUUUUGGAACUCAUGGAUCUUGGCAAAGUUCGGAGAGCAAAGGCCAUUUUGUCGCACCUUGUCAAGUGUAUUGCUGGGGAGGUUGUGGCUGUGAAUGAUGAGGCAGAGUCCAGUCACGAGCGUCGCCUGAGGUCUCUCACCAUCAGUGCCAGCGGAAGCACCAGCAGAGACCCCCAGGCGUUCAACAAGGCUGAGAACACAGACUACACAGAGAUCGAGUCCGUCCCUCCGCUUCCUCUGUAUGCCUUACUUGCGGCAGAUGACGAUAGCUGCCACUCGUCUUUGGAUAAGGCUAGUGAUGAGAACACGUUAAAUAAGGCAAAGCAGUUGUCCAAAGAAAGCUAUGAUGAGCUUUUUCAGACUUCGAGUCUGAUGACAGAUGCUCAUGUUUUAGAGACCGAUGAAGAAAAGAAUAAGCCCAAAGUUAUUGACCUUUCACAGUACAGUCCAAAUUACUUUGGUCCUGAGCAUGCUCAAGUCCUUUCCGGCCACUUACUUCAUUCCAGUUUACCAGGACUCAGUCGGAUGGAGCAGAUGUCCUUGAUGGCCUUAGCAGAUACCAUUGCCACCACCAGUACUGAUAUUGGAGAGAGCAGAGACAGAAGCCAAGGUGGGGAAACUCUUGAUGAAUGUGGGUUAAAGUUUCUGCUGGCUGUUCGACUUCAUACAUUUCUUAUGACUUCCCUUCCGGCGUAUCGAGCCCAGCUUGUUCAUCAAGGCCUGUCCACUAGUCACUUUGCUUGGGCGUUUCACUCAGUAGCGGGAGAAGAACUGUUGAAUAUGCUGCCUGUGAUGCAGAAAGAUGAUCCCGCCUGGUCCGAGCUGAGAGCUAUGGGUGUGGGCUGGUGGGUCCGGGAUACCCGCGUCUUACGGAGAUGCAUAGAAAAAGUAGCCAAAGCAGCCUUUUUUAGGAAGAAUGAUCCUUUAGAUGCUGCAAUUUUUUAUCUUGCAAUGAAGAAGAAAGCUGUGAUUUGGGGAUUAUAUAGGUCCCAGAAGGACGCCAAAAUGACACAGUUUUUUGGACACAAUUUUGAGGAUGAGAGGUGGCGUAAAGCAGCUUUAAAAAAUGCUUUUUCUUUGCUAGGCAAACAGCGAUUUGAACAUUCUGCGGCAUUUUUUCUUUUAGCAGGUUGCCUCAAAGAUGCAAUUGAGGUAUGUCUUGAGAAACUGAAUGACAUUCAGUUGGCUCUUGUGAUAGCAAGACUCUAUGAGUCUGAGUUUGACACAUCUUCAACAUACAAAACUAUUUUACGUAAAAAGGUUUUAGGGAUUGGUUCCUCUGCCAGUGAACUCAGUUCAGUAAACAUGAAUAUACAUUGUGAUCCUUUUCUUCGAAGUAUGGCUUGUUGGAUUUUGGAAGAUUAUAGUGGUGCUCUUGAAACGUUAAUAAAGCAACCUAUCAGAGAGGAUGAUGAUCAAGUCAUGACCUCGGCCUGUAAUCCUGCAGUUUUUAAUUUCUACAAUUUCCUGAGAACACAUCCUCUUUUGCUGAGACGUCAUUUUGGGUCAUCAGAUACAUUUUCCACACACAUGAGUUUAACGGGGAAAAGUGGACUGGCAGGAACAAUUAAUUUGAGUGAAAGAAGAUUGUUUUUUACUACUGCAAGUGCUCAUUUAAAAGCUGGCUGUCCCAUGUUGGCUUUGGAAGUAUUAUCAAAGAUGCCCAAAGUCAUCAAGAAGGCAAAGCCAUUUUGCAGAGCACCUAGUUUUCUGGAUACUAGUAAAGAAUCUUCUCCCUUAAAAUUAUUUGCAAGAGAAGAGAAGUCUUCAGCUGUUGAUUGGUCAGAGUCAUUGACAAAUGGGUUUGGAUCAUCUUCAGAGUGUUCCUCGGAGAAGCAGUCAAACUCAACUCUUUCGUUUGACUGGAGCCAACCAAGUGUCGUGUUUCAGGAGGACUCUUUAGAGUUAAAAUGGGACAGUGAUAAUGAUGAAGAAAAUGAGGAUCUCCCCAUUUCUAUGAAAGAAAUAAAACCUUUACAGAGAAAGGUAGAUAAAAAAUCAGAGGAAACGAGUUACACAGACUCUUUCAGCACAGUAGAUGAAAAUGAUAUCUUGAAUCCAUCAGAAGAUAUAAUUGCAGUUCAGUUAAAAUUCAGAGCAUGUUUAAAGAUACUCACCGUAGAACUUCGAACCUUAUCUACUGGGUAUGAAAUAGAUGGUGGGAAACUGCGUUACCAGCUGUACCAUUGGCUGGAAAAAGAAGUGAUAGCUCUCCAGAGGACGUGUGACUUCUGCCCGGAUGCUGAAGAGCCACAGUCUACGGUCAGCAAACAUGGAGGGGAAUUUGGAGUAAAUGAGGAUACUGAAGAUUUGCCUCACCAAACGAAAGUGAAACAACUAAGAGAGAAUUGUCAGGAAAAAAGACAGUGGCUCUUGAAGUACCAGUCUCUCUUGCGGAUGUUUCUCAGUUACUGUGUGCUUCAUGGAUCCCAUGGUGGGGGCCUUGCCUCAGUAAGAAUGGAAUUGAUUCUUCUUUUACAAGAAUCUCAGCAGGAAACUUUAGAGCCGCUGUUUGCUAGCCCCUUGUCUGAGCAAACCUCAGUGCCUCUCCUCUUUGCUUGUACAGCCAGUGCCAAAACAGUAGUUGCCAAUCCAUUGUUACACCUCAGUAAUCUAACACACGAUAUCCUGCAUGCCAUAAUAAGCUUUGAGUCACCACCCCAUCCUGAUCUCCAAAGCGACAAAGUGUAUGUGAUGCACACGUUAGCAGCUUCACUUUCUGCUUGUAUUUACCAGUGCCUUUGUGGAAGUCAUAACUACAGUUCAUUCCAUACUAAUCAGUUUACUGGGAUGGUAUACCAGGGAAUACUGCUUCCUCAUCGGCAUUCUUUGAAAACAGGAAGCUUGGAUGAAGCUAUAACUCCCAAUACAUCACCAGCUCAGUGGCCAGGAAUCACUUGUUUGGUUCGGCUUCUGAAUUCUUCCGGUGAGGAAGCCCAGUCAGGGCUUACGGUCUUACUCUGUGAGAUUCUCACCGCCGUGUAUCUGAGUCUCUUCAUCCACGGCCUGGCCACUCACGCCAGUAAUGAACUGUUUCGCAUCGUGGCCCAUCCUCUAAAUGAGAAAAUGUGGUCCGCUGUGUUUGGUGGUGGUGCACACGUUCCUGACAAAGAGCCGACAGACUCACAAGCUUUACCUGUUUCUUCACUAGUUGAAGAAGGAGAAAAACAGAGCAAACGUUUUAGGCCACCAAAAAUGUCUUGCAGAGAAUCUGCCCCACUGACCUCUUCCUCGCCUCCAGUAAGCCAGGAGUCACUGUUGGUCAGAGAGAAGUUCAUCCCUCCUGAGCUCAGCAUCUGGGACUACUUCAUUGCCAAGCCCUUUCUACCCCCUUCCCAAAGUCGAGCAGAAUAUGAUUCCGAGGAGAGUCUGGAAAGUGAGGAGGAGGAGGAGGACGAGGCUUCCUCUGCGGAUUUCCAUCUCCAAGAACAUUCAAAUUCAAACUCGUAUAGUUGGUCUCUGAUGCGAUUGGCAAUGGUACAAUUGGUGCUGAACAAUUUGAAGACUUUCUAUCCCUUUGCAGGUCAUGAUCUUGCAGAACUUCCGGUCAGCUCACCUCUUUGUCAUGCGGUUCUUAAAACUCUUCAAUGUUGGGAACAAGUUCUGUUCCGACGCCUGGAAAUCCAUGGUGGGCCACCUCAAAACUAUAUUUCAAGUCAUACUUCUGAAGACACUUCAUCUGCAGGUCCUGCAAUUCUCCGCCACAAAGCUUUGCUGGAACCUGCAAACACUCCUUUCAGAUCCAAACAUCACUUGGCACUUUCUGUGAAGAGGCUUUGGCAGUAUUUGGUGAAGCAGGAAGAAAUUCAGGAAACCUUUAUCAGAAAUAUAUUUACCAAGAAACGAUGUCUAAAUGAGUCGGUAGUGGACAGCACUGAAAUCAUCAAAAAUUCUAUGCUGGAGGAGCCAAGCAUCAAUAAGAUAGAAGCGGAUUUGGGAUAUCCUGGAGGUAAAGCAAGAAUUAUUCAUAAAGAAUCUGAUAUCAUUACUGCAUUUGCUGUUAAUAAAGCAAAUAGAAACUGCAUAGCAGUUGCUUCCAGUCAUGAUGUUCAAGAACUGGAUGUUUCUGGAAUUCUGGCUACACAGAUCUAUACUUGGGUGGACGAUGAUAUAGAAACAGAAGCCAAAGGGUCGGAAGAGUUUUUGGUUAUCCAUGCCCGUGAUGACUUAGCAGCUGUUCAAGGCACCACUCCCUAUACGCACAGCAACCCCGGCACGCCCAUCAACAUGCCUUGGCUUGGCAGCACGCAGACUGGCAGAGGUGCCUCUGUGAUGAUUAAGAAGGCCAUUAAUAAUGUCAGAAGAAUGACGUCUCAUCCAACUCUGCCUUACUAUCUAACAGGAGCUCAAGAUGGAAGUGUCAGAAUGUUUGAGUGGGGCCAUUCUCAACAAAUAACCUGUUUUCGGGCUGGUGGCAAUUCAAGAGUUACAAGAAUGAGAUUUAACUAUCAGGGAAAUAAGUUUGGAAUAGUUGAUGCUGAUGGAUAUUUAAGUUUGUACCAGACAAAUUGGAAGUGUUGUCCAAUUACUGGAAGCAUGCCCAAACCAUACCUGACGUGGCAGUGUCACAACAAGACAGCCACUGACUUUGUCUUCCUGAGUUCCUCUUCCCUGAUAGCGACUGCAGGUCUCUCAACUGACAGUAGAAACGUAUGUUUAUGGGAUACUCUUGUAGCACCAGCCAAUAGCUUAGUCCAUGCCUUUACCUGCCAUGACAGUGGAGCCACAGUGUUAGCAUAUGCUCCAAAGCAUCAGCUUCUGAUAUCAGGAGGAAGAAAAGGCUUCACCUGUGUGUUUGACCUCCGCCAGCGACAACAGAGGCAGCUUUUCCAGAGUCAUGACUCGCCUGUGAAAGCCAUCGCUGUCGACCCAACUGAAGAAUACUUUGUUACGGGAUCCGCAGAGGGCAACAUCAAGAUUUGGAGUCUGACUUCCUUUAGUCUGCUGCACACUUUUAUCAACGAACAUGCCCGUCAGUCCCUUUUUAGGAACAUUGGAGCUGGGGUGACACAGAUUGAAACAGGGCCAGCAAAUCAUAUUUUCUCCUGUGGAGCGGAUGGAACAAUGAAGAUGAGAAUACUACCGGAUCAGUUUAGCCCCUUGAAUGAAGUGCUGAAAAAUGAUGUGAAAUUUAUGCUGUAACAUUUUCACAAUAAGGUGUAUAAUUUAUUGCCUAUUUCAUGAACGUGGCCAAGGUGUAAUAUAUAGCAGUCAUGCUGUGUGCCACACGCGCCAAUGCUUUCUGGUUCUUACUGUUAAUGAUGGAGCUUUGCCCUGGAUGCACUGAUGCCUUAAAAGUUAGCAAGGUCAUUCAGAAUUAGAUCACAUUGCUGAGGUAGAAUGUAUAAGGAGACUGUAAUAAUACAUAUUGAUAGUAUGUCAUAGUGUUAGAGGAGCUUUGUUUUCUUAUUGAUAAACUUCUGCAGAUAUCUCUGCAUGAAUAUCUUUCACAGGAAAGAUGUCCUUUAUGUAAAAGCAUUUGCACAAAAUACUCGCCACAUGUCACUUCCUUGAUCAGACUUACACAUUUCAGAUGCUAAUGAUAGAUUGACAUUUGGGUAAAAAUAAAGUAACAACAUCUUCCUUAAAACUGUCAUUGGGACUGCAAUGAUAAAUGAGCCAAAUGGCUCGUGUCAGUCCUGCCCUGGAGCCCGAGUGUGUGUGUAUGUGUGUGUAGAUACGUGUGUAUAUAUGUGGCUAUGUACAUGUAUAUAUAUAUCUUACACAUCUUAUUUAAAGUUAGAGUGUAUAUAAGUGAAACUGUAAGUCUUUUGAUGUGUUUUUGUGCCAUAACAGUUACUGCCACCAGAAUAACAACAUUUUUUUUGCAAAGGGUUUUUGGCUUUUUUUUUAAGUGUGUGGAUUUUCAUCCUAAUUUUCAAAUUCUAAGACUUCUAGGAUUAUGAUUUUGGAGAUUACUUUUGAUUCAGUGAGUCUUCAUAGGCAAUAAAGAUUCUAUGUUGGCAUAUAUAAGAUACUUAAAAAGUAAAUAUAGGAAUUUGAUAUAGGGUUUUUGAACAUCAGAUAAACAUUUUACUUAAAUUUUAUUUUUGUUUUUCUGAUUUUUUAGGUGCUUUUUAUCGCAAAAAUCUGAAAACCUUAUAGCAGUGUUUUUAGAAACAAAUGUGAAAAUAGUCAAAUUAAUAGGCAGUAUUUACAAAUGUAAAAUACCCUCUACAUCUACCAUUAAUAGAAAAAUAAAUGUUAUAUUUUAUUAUUUUGCCAAAUAUAUUAUUUUAUUAUAAAAUAUGACCAAAAUACUUAAAAUGCACAAUGCUUUUAACUUAAAUAUGCUAACCCCAUUUAUGUCUCUUUUGUGCUAUAUGUUUUCUGAUUCAAAAUAAUAGAAAACUUGAUUUUAACCAGUGAGUCUAGAGGCAGAUGGGACUAAGUAUAUAAGGAACAGUUGUGUACUAUUUAGCCUAAAUAUAUUUUGUUUAGUAGGAACUAUGAAACAAGCAUUUUUAUGUAAUGAAAUAUGGACAAGUAUUAUCUUGAAAAUUAAAGAGUAAAUAAAGAAAUGAAGGGCUGGUAAUAUGAAUUUUGUAAUAUCCUCAGGAUACUUUUAUUAUAAAAUUAUAAAAGUAUAUUGUUAAAGAUUUUGUAAACUGUAUUUCAUAGUUUAAGUGUGUUGAGCAAGUUGCGGAGAAAACACUGUCGUUAUAGAGUUUUUAUGCACAGAAUAACCUAUGCUUGUACAUUGUGCAAUAACAGUAUGAUUAUUUGCCAUGGAAAAAUCUGUGAGAGCAUCUCAAACAAUACUAUUGUUUGAUGUAGUUAAGGUUAAGUUAUUUUCCAGUGCUUUCUUCACGAAUCAAGAUUCAGAAGACUUCAAAACACUUUCAGUGAGAGAAAAACUUGCUAUUAUGCUUAAUAGGACAAGAGGCAUUGUGGACGAACAAUUCAGCAUUUUAACUGAGGGUUUAUAUGAAUUACUACAAAUCAUGGAAGUCCAUAUGUAUUUACAUCCAGAGUCAUAAUAUUUUAAAUAAACAAUCAUGCAGUGA